CUACUCCAACAAACGUCAUCCUAACGACAGAUCCGAUCAAAAAUGAGGCUACCAAUCGUGCUCUUCAUAUUUUUACGAAUAUCCAAUUCCUUCAACGUAGACUACUGCAAGCUACCUUGUCAUACAAACAACGGAACGGUGGAACAUGUCAUGUGCACCCUUAAACACGACUGCAGCGUAGGACCAGAAUGCAAGGUGAAGACGAGGUUCGAGUAUACGUCGGAACUCAAAAGUUUCACUCUGGACAUGCACAACUACUACAGAAACAGGGUGUCCUUUGGAGACGCUUUUGGUCAGGACAAGGGAAACUUACCGCAGGCUUCCGACAUGUUGGAAAUGGUCUGGGAUGAGGAAUUGGCCCAUUUCGCGCAGUGCUACGCGAACAAAUGCAUACUUCAAUAUGACAAGUGCAGGCAGAGCUCCGCUGGGGAGAAGAUCGGCCAACUGAUCUUCAUCAAAAUGAUGGUAAACCCGAAAUCAGUAGAAGAGAUAAUCACUCAGAUGCUGGAAUCUCUGUUUAAUACGUCAGAGUCGAUGUCUUUGGAAGAUGUCGAGAACUACAAGGACAACAGAUAUACAAGGCACUUCGCACAGUUGGUAUGGGCCAAAACUAACAGGGUGGGAUGCGGAAUAACCAAACUGUUAGAAGACAUCUAUGCCUUCUUCAUGGUUUGCAACUACGGCCCCGCUGGCAACGUCGAGGGCGAUAGGAUCUACAGCGUCGGAUCCACCUGUACCAACUGCCCGGGCGGAAGGAAGUGCGGGACCAAGUAUACUGGUCUGUGCGCCGCCACUGAAAAGGAGAAAAGGUCUUCGAUGCAGAAGAUCGAAUCCUUAAAGACUCUAGAACAAAUAAUAACACUUGAGGACGACGAAGAAUCCUUCAGUCUCAGAGCAUUAGACUCUUACUCCUCAAACUCUACCGUUCAAGCCGACCAAAAAACUUGGCCGACUCAAGAUUCCUUUAAAGACACUUCCCAAGAGACUGCGCCCUCUACCGGUGGAAUGGCGGAAGCAACGUCGGAAUCUUUUGAGCCGCCUGAACUUUCGUACGAAGAAGUGACGACUGACGAUGAUGCUGAAAUUAUCAAUGAUCUGUCUAUAAACGAAAGGAAGGCUCUGGUCACGUUUGAGAAAUUGGUCGAAAUAACAACAGCGAAGCAGAUGAUAGUAAAAGACGAAGUACCUUUAAAGUUAUGUACGGUGAAAAGGCGGCCGAAUUGGCCCGACAUCAGUAACCAAGACAAUGGAUCUCAAACUGAAUUAAGGCAACUGCGCUUCGGCAUCUUGUGUUUAUCAUGUCUUUUGGUGGUUUCAGUGUCAAGGUAACAGGAAAGAAAACCUUUCAAACACCGCUAUAAGAAUUAAAUGUUGUAGAAGUUAGUUGACAGCCCCCGUAUCUGAGACCUACAUAUACGAGGGUUGUCCAAAAAAAAUCGGAGAGUGUCCGGUUCUUGAUCUUGACGAUUUGUGUAAUGAAUAAGUUGCUGUUGAUGUUCUUAAUGAAUAAAAUUAGAAAUUUCAAUAAAUAAUAUGUUAUA
Molecule: messenger RNA, 1541 nt
Organism: Harmonia axyridis
Lineage: Eukaryota; Metazoa; Arthropoda; Insecta; Coleoptera; Coccinellidae
Product: cysteine-rich secretory protein LCCL domain-containing 1-like
Exons: 8
Coding region: 43-1329 (428 amino acids)
Cellular component (GO): extracellular region
Source: RefSeq, a predicted model, not a curated record